AUGCGUCCAAGCAACAGAACAGUCAAUCUGAAAGGUGCCAAGACAGUUUCUAUAAAGACAACUGGAAAUGAGAAGAACAGAUACAGUGUCGUCUUGGGUUGUGCUGCUGAUGGAACCAAGCUAAAGCCAAUGUUGAUUUUCAAGAGGAAGACUUUCCCCAAAGAAGAAAUUCCCGAUGGAAUACUUCUUCACAUGCAUGAGAAAGGCUGGAUGGAUACUGAUGGUAUGCAAAUUUGGUUCAAGAAGAUAUUUGGAUGCCGACCAAGAGCUCUGCUUAAUAAACCGACCUUGCUUGUCUUCUAUUCCUUCAGGGGACACUUGACUGAGGAUGUUAAGAAGAUUGCCUAG
Protopolystoma xenopodis is the source of this 348-nucleotide messenger RNA. The record is from the annotation of a GenBank genome assembly. NCBI's taxonomy places the organism in Eukaryota, Metazoa, Platyhelminthes, Monogenea, Polystomatidea, Polystomatidae.